Messenger RNA from Gastrolobium bilobum, 2581 nucleotides. RefSeq lists its product as uncharacterized. Gene Ontology annotation, cellular component: nucleus; nucleolus; 90S preribosome. NCBI's taxonomy places the organism in Eukaryota, Viridiplantae, Streptophyta, Magnoliopsida, Fabales, Fabaceae. The transcript has 16 exons. Bases 82 to 2157 code for a protein of 691 amino acids. The record is from RefSeq and is a predicted model, not a curated record. Gene Ontology annotation, molecular function: protein binding. Gene Ontology annotation, biological process: maturation of SSU-rRNA from tricistronic rRNA transcript (SSU-rRNA, 5.8S rRNA, LSU-rRNA).
GCAAGGGCAAAACGAAAACACUCUUCUCUUCAAACUUGACUGUUUUUCUCUCUCUCUCUCUCUCUGUCUAAAGAAGCAACAAUGGCGACUCUUGAUGGCGGUAUCAAGUCAACAUCGAUAAACGGUGUGAAGAUGUAUACGAUUGCAUCACAACAACCCUCACUCGCUUCCUGGCUCCCCACUAAGAAGCAGAAUUCUCAUCGCAACAUCAAAAGUUACACGCAAAAUCUGCAACUGCUCGAAGACUUGAGGUUCGCAACCGCCACAACCAAGAUUAAGGCAACUCCUGAUGGCGAGUAUAUCAUAGCAUCAGGUAUAUAUCCGCCGCAAGUAAAAGUGUACGAGGUCAGGGAGCUAGGAUUGAAGUUCGAAAGGCACUUGGAUUCAGAGAUCAUUGAUUUUCAGGUUUUAACCGAUGACUAUUCAAAACUUGCAUUUUUAUGUGCUGACCGCUCUGUUUGUCUACAUGCAAAAUAUGGAAAGCACUACAGUUUGCGAAUACCAAGGAUGGGAAGGGAUAUUACUUAUGACUGCUGGUCUUGUGACUUGCUUUGUGCUGCCUCUUCCCCGGAUCUGUACAGAAUUAACUUAGAGCAGGGGCGAUUUCUUUCCUCCCUAAACACACAAUCCCCUGCGUUGAAUGUAGUUUCUCGAAGCAAGCUUCAUGGACUAGUUGCAUGUGGUGGUGAAGAUGGUGCUGUGGAAUGCUUUGACAUGCGUAUGAGAUCUUCAGUUGGUAGAAUUGAUGCUGUCGGGCCAAGUGGCGAUGUUGACCAGGAGGUCACUGCAUUGGAGUUUGAUGGAGAUGGGGGUCUCUUAAUGGCUGUUGGAAGUAGUGCGGGAAAGGUUCUCAUCUAUGACCUGCGCUCAUCACAUCCAAUACGAAUACAGGAUCACAUGUAUGGCAGUUCCAUAUUGGAUAUUAAGUGGCAUCGUACUCUUAACUAUGAACAACCAAUGUUGAUUACCAGUGAUAGUCAUGUUGUCAGGAUAUGGGAUCCUGAAACGGGAGAAGGCGUGGCCAGCAUUGAACCGUCAGCAGGAACAAUAAAUGAUGUGUGUACAUUUCCAGGGAGUGGUUUGAUCUUGCUGGCCUUGGACUGUAGCCAAAUACCAUCUUACUUCAUACCAUCCCUUGGACCUGCUCCCAAGUGGUGUUCUUCUCUAGAAAAUUUCACGGAAGAGCUAGACAUGGGUGGACAAACAACUAUUUACGAUCAUUACAAAUUUUUGACUAAGGAGGAGCUUGAGAGGUUAAAUUUGACCAACCUGAUUGGCACCAAUCUACUUAGAGCCUACAUGCAUGGCUUCUUUAUUAAUUAUGCAUUAUACAAAAAGGCUAAAGCGCUGACAGAUCCUUUUGAAUAUGAAGCUUAUAUCGAACAGCAGAAACGAGAAAAAAUGGAAUCUGAACGCGCCUCACGAAUCACGAUUAGGAAAAAAUUACCUAAAGUUAAUCGGGCCCUUGCAGCUCGCCUCCUUGAAAGUGAAGAAGCUGAAAAUGAGAAGAGAGAUGCAGAUGAUGAUGAAACUAAAAAGGCAUCCAAGAAAAAGAAAGGGAUUAAUAUGCAAGAUCUUCAAGAUGAGCGAUUUAAAGCGAUAUUUACAAACGAGAAUUUUGAGAUUAAAGAGUCCUCGCAAGAAUAUCUGGCUUUACAUCCCAUGGGUUCUAAGAAGCAAACAUCCCUGCUAGAGGAACAUUUUGAGCCUGUCAUGUCGGAUGAUGAUCAAGAUCUACGUGACUCUGAUGCAUCAGCAUCAUCGGAAGAUGAACCUGCAAAUAAAGUGAAAGAGAAAAUUCGGAUUCCAAAAAUGUAUGAAAUUAGGAAUGAGCAGCAUGCAGAGGCAUUUUGGAGCCAAAAGUCACUUGCAGGGGAGGACUCACUUCCUAUGGGAGAUAGAGUGGCAGCACUCAACAAAGACGACCGCCGAUCAUCUUUUAUUCCAGAUGGUGUUAAGCAGGGUCCAGGAGGAUCACGGGAAAUCACUUUCACCUCAAGAAACUCAGCCAGGUACAAGGAAGACAGGGAAGAUAAAGAUGUUCAACCCCAAAAAAGGAGGGGAGUUCAAUCCUUGGGGCUUAAGCCACAAAGACCAGUGUUUCGUGGUCAAGGGAGAGGGAAACACGGGGGUGGCAGAAGAGGAGGACGUCGAUGAUGACCUUUUUACGCGAUGUAAAUGGCAUUUGAUUCGUCGUCUUAGAUCUUUGCUUGGUCUUGGGUUGAAGGCACAAGUAAGCUUUGCCUGGCUGCAAGGCCACAUGAUCUCUUCUGAUGUAUCAUAGGUAGCCUAGCAUCUUGUUAUUUAUUUACAUUUUUGUUCCUUCCCCUCUUAUUUUUGGAUGCUCUAUCAAGAUUUGUGUUGAUCCUACCUUUGUUUUGUUACAUCUGUUAACAUAUUACUAUAUGGAACAUGGUAGUGCCAAUAUUAUGGCAAGUUUUGUCGCCCAUUCUGGCCAUUCCCCUGAGUUACCAUCCUUUAGGGGAGGUUGCUAGAGUAUAGAUUUUGUCUGUUCAAAUAUUUGUAAACGUGGAUGAUGACCUAAAAUUCGAAUACUAGUUCUAAUUAAGUAAAUGUUCAU